ACAGAGAGGGGGAAUAUCCAGGAAAAAUGGUUGUAUGUUGUAUAGUUGGUUCAUUUGCUUUGUCGCAAUAGUUAGCAGUUAAUGGUCUCAGUUGGUAAAUAGUUCUUGUUCUAAGUGUUUAAUUUAAUUCAGUUAUAUUUCUAUUUUAGUUCUACGAAAGUGAUUUCUUUUUUAAAAUUUUAUGCGUUGAUACGACAAAGAUACUAUUUUAAUCUUUUAUUACAUUGAUUAGAGAAAUCUUAUACCAUGCAGAGUAAUUAUCCUACCGAGUCUCACAAUGAUCCAAUAGUCGCAACAGUGUCUCAUUUGCGUAAGCAGGAAAUGCAGAAUAAUGAAAAAGCAACUGAAAACACUUGUUUGACAUCUAAUAAUAGUCAAACAUAUUUUGCUGAUGAAAGAGUUCACAUACCAGAAGUAGAAAAUGGUUUCUUUAGUUUUAAAAAAUUAUGGGCCUUCACAGGUCCUGGUUUUUUAAUGUCUAUAGCUUAUUUAGAUCCUGGAAAUAUAGAAUCUGAUUUGCAAUCUGGCGUAGCUGCUAACUAUAAGUUAUUAUGGGUAUUAUUAAGUGCAACUAUUCUUGGCCUUGUUAUGCAAAGGUUAAGUGCAAGACUUGGUGUGGUAACAGGUUUGCAUUUGGCAGAAAUAUGUUACAGACAAUAUAAAACGAUACCCAGAAUAAUUUUAUGGAUAAUGAUAGAAAUAGCUAUAAUUGGUAGUGAUAUGCAAGAAGUAAUAGGAACAGCUAUUGCUUUAUCUUUGUUAACAAAUAAAGCGAUUCCUAUUUGGGGUGGUGUACUUAUUACAGUAAUUGACACCUUUACAUUUUUAUUAUUGGACAAAUAUGGUUUAAGGAAAUUAGAACUCUUUUUUGGAUUCCUCAUUGCAGUAAUGGCUGUUACAUUUGGGUAUGAGUAUGUUGUUUCUGCUCCACCUCAAGAUCAAGUGAUAAGUGGAAUGUUUAUACCUUGGUAUAAGGAUUAUGACAGAAAUAUGUUAAUAAAAGCUGUAGGAAUUGUUGGUGCAGUCAUAAUGCCACAUAAUUUAUAUCUUCACAGUGCUCUUGUUAAAUCAAGAGACAUCGAUCGUAGAGAAUCUAAAAAAGUAAAAGAGGCAAAUAUGUAUUACUUCAUUGAGGCAUGUAUUGCACUUCUGGUAUCUUUUAUAAUUAAUGUAUUUGUCGUCGCGGUGUUUGCACAUGGUCUUUUUAAAAAAACUAAUUUAGAAGUUUACAACCUAUGUAAGGAUAACAAUUAUACAAUAGGAAUGCAAACAUUUGAACAAAACAAUACAGCUAUUUCAGCAGAUCUCAACAAAGGUGGAAUAUUUUUGGGUUGCGCUUUUGGUGCGGCAGCAAUGUACAUUUGGGCAGUUGGUAUUUUUGCUGCUGGCCAAUCUUCCACAAUGACAGGAACGUAUGCCGGUCAGUUUGCAAUGGAAGGAUUUUUAAAUCUGCAGUGGGCUCGUUGGAAACGAGUACUGUUUACGCGAAUGAUCGCUAUUGUUCCAACUUUCCUCGUAGCAUUUUUCAGUGACAUAGAUAAUUUAACUGGCAUGAACGAUAUUUUAAAUGCUAUUAUGACUCUUCAAUUACCUUUUGCAACCUUACCAACAAUAGCAUUUACUAGUAGCGUUCAAAUUAUGGGUGAAUUCCGAAACGGAUUAGCUAAUAAAAUUAUUGCGACAGCACUAUCUGUUGUUGUAAUAAUUAUAAAUAUAUAUUUUGUAGUAAAUACUGUCCAAGAGGACUUGCCACAUCACUGGCUGAUAAUAUGUGGUAUUGUUAUAUAUUCUAUUUCAUAUCUUUUAUUUUGUUUUUAUUUGACGAUCCAUAUGGCUGUGAGUAUGGGUGCAACUUCUCUUGGUGACCAUUGGUUUGUAAGAAAAUACAUUGGGACUCCCGUAAAUACAACACUUGGAUUAUCAAAUCCUGCACUAUAUGCAAGGUCUAAUCCUGCAUUUAAUAUCCAAGAAAAUUGGUCUGGAAAUUUUACAUCAAUAUCAGAAUAUUGAUUGAAAUCUGAUACAAGUAAAACAUAGAACAUUCAAUACUCAUGAUUUGCACUCUCUUGCAUUUUAAGGUUUGCAUUGUAUAAAAUUAAAAAUUAUAAAUUCCUAUAAUUCAAAUUGUUUUCUAAAAGAGUUUUAACGAUAACGUAACGAUGUUAUUAAUGGCAAAAUGAUCGUGUGCGUAUGUGUAUAUACAAUUUUAUUAAACAUAAUAUAUUAAAAUUUUAAAUACAAUAUAAAAGUAAAAUAGAUUUGUGUAAAAUAAAGUAAAAAUGAAAAAAACUUAUAUGAAUUAUACUUGAAAUGUAAGAAUUGUGAUUCAAAAAGAACUAUGAUUAAAAUUUGUAAAUAUAUAAAAUGUAAUUAAUAUAAAAUAUAUAAAAUAUAUAAUGCUAUUCAUAUAACAUGUUUAUGUUUGUACUAAUAAUUAUAGAGCGAAUAUUUUCUUUUCACUUAAGAAUAUAACGGUAUAUGUUCAAUACGUACUAACAUUAAGAAUCAGUUGAUUAAUCUUGAGGAUGCACGUACUUUGUAUAAGAUAGCUUUAUGUUUUUUGUUACAACAUAUAAAUAAAAUUAUUAUUUUAAAGGAAAA
Molecule: messenger RNA, 2601 nt
Organism: Frieseomelitta varia
Lineage: Eukaryota; Metazoa; Arthropoda; Insecta; Hymenoptera; Apidae
Gene: Mvl
Product: protein Malvolio
Exons: 13
Coding region: 247-2010 (587 amino acids)
Biological process (GO): metal ion transport; manganese ion homeostasis; response to manganese ion
Cellular component (GO): apical plasma membrane
Molecular function (GO): cadmium ion transmembrane transporter activity; iron ion transmembrane transporter activity; manganese ion transmembrane transporter activity
Source: RefSeq, a predicted model, not a curated record